AUGGGUUUUCGGAGUUGGCAUGAGUAUAAUCUCUCGUUGUUGGGUAAGCAAGGUUGGCGGUUACUUCUGUACCAGGAUUCCCUUGUGGGUCGGAUGUAUAAGGCUCGAUAUUUUCCUAAAUGCUCAUUUUUGGAGGCCGAGUUAGGUGGUAAUCCAAGCUUUAUAUGGCGGUGUGUCUUUGCGUCACAAAAGCUGCUCAGAGAUGGUGACCGUAGGAGAAUAAGAUCUGGUUCAGCUACUGAAGUGUUAAACACACCUUGGCUUUUGUCUGAGGCUAGCCCGUGUGUGGUAUCUAAUCAUCCGACACUGGUCAAUUGUAAAGUGUCUCAAUUAAUGAAGCCAGAUAGUAGACAAUGGGAUUUGGAGCUUAUUGAGGACUUGUUUGAGUCCCGUGAUGUGGAGCUCAUCAAACAGGUGUCUUUGAGUGUUAAUCUUGGGAGUGAUAGUUGGUUUAGAACAAGGAUCCAACUUGUUUUUUCACAGUCAAAAGCGCCUAUACUCACUUACAGUUGGUCAAUGGUAGUUGGAACUCAUCCAUGGAGUAGGAUGUUGGGAAGAUGUUGUGGAAGAUUAAAGCCCCUCCUAAGGGAAGAGUCAAUUUUCCAUGUUUUAGUUCAAUGCUCCUUUGCACAUUCUUGUUGGCUUCGAUCAGCGUUAGGUGUUGGCCAUUCUGUAGCUACCAAUUUUUUUGACUGGUUUAUGGAAGUGUUGACAGUAGGCAAUAUGGGGUUGGUUGAAGAAGCUAUCAUGGUUGGUUGGGCAAUUUGGAAGGCUCGGAAUGAUAUGCUUUGGAAUGGUAAAAGUUGUAGUGCUGCUGAUGUUGUUUGGAUGGCUCGUACCACUCUUCGACAAUGGACGUCUGCUCAGUCUAAGAGGCUGGACUCGGUUUCCCUGGCCUCUAAUCGCACUAACACAAGAGAACACUGGUCCAAACCGGCUGCUGGUCAGUUAAAAAUUAAUGUUGAUGGGGCAGUUUUUGAAGACACAAAUGAGGUGGGGACUGGUUUUGUCGCACCUGGCUGUGAUGGCUAUUAA
Cannabis sativa is the source of this 1035-nucleotide messenger RNA. RefSeq lists its product as uncharacterized. The transcript is spliced from 2 exons. The record is from RefSeq and is a predicted model, not a curated record. Bases 1 to 1035 code for a protein of 344 amino acids. Lineage: Eukaryota; Viridiplantae; Streptophyta; Magnoliopsida; Rosales; Cannabaceae.